Kickxella alabastrina is the source of this 1287-nucleotide messenger RNA. Its product is annotated as glutathione-disulfide reductase. Gene Ontology annotation, cellular component: mitochondrion; cytosol. Gene Ontology annotation, molecular function: flavin adenine dinucleotide binding; glutathione-disulfide reductase (NADPH) activity. Lineage: Eukaryota; Fungi; Kickxellomycota; Kickxellomycetes; Kickxellales; Kickxellaceae. The coding region runs from base 1 to 1287 and encodes 428 amino acids. Gene Ontology annotation, biological process: cellular response to oxidative stress; cell redox homeostasis; glutathione metabolic process. The record is from RefSeq and is a predicted model, not a curated record. The transcript has 2 exons.
AUGCCUCCCGUAUCCAGACUUUUCGACUUUAUCGUUAUCGGCGGCGGCAGCGGUGGCCUAGCGUGUGCACGCCGCGCUGCAUCAUAUGGCGCCAAGGCCAUCGAAGACGCCACGCACUACGGCAUCAACGUCGAGGUGCGGUCGUUCGACUGGGGUGCACUGAAGGCAUCGCGCGACGCAUACAUCAAGCGUUUGAACGGUAUCUACGAGAGAAACAUGGCCAAGGACAACGUUGAGUACGUCGACGGCAUGGCCAGCUUUAUCAGCAACACAGAGGUCAAAGUCAAUGAUGCCGUGCUCCAGGCCGGCCAUAUUCUGAUCGCCAGCGGCGGCCACCCAAUCAUCCCCAAGGUUGACGGCGCCGAGCACGGCAUUGACAGCGACGGCUUCUUUGAUCUGGAGGUGCAGCCCAAGCGCGUGGCUGUUGUUGGCUCCGGGUACAUUGGCGUCGAAAUUGCGGGUAUCUUCAAGACCCUUGGCUCGGAGGUGACCGUGUUCACGCGCACAGAGCACAUUCUGCGCCACCAUGAUAGCAUCAUCGGCGACACCAUGCUGGCCGAGAUGAAGCGCCUGGGCCUCAAAUUUGAGCACAACAGCAACGUGCAUGGCAUCAAGAAGCAUGAUGGCGCCGAGUUCCCCCUCGAGCUCAGCUGGUCGACUGAGGGCAAGGAGUCCAGCGAGUCGUAUGACUGCGUGCUGUGGGCUGUGGGCCGCGCGCCGAACACCAGGCCGCUCAAUCUGAGCGCGGUUCCGGGAGUCAAGCUGAACAAUACCGGCCACAUCAUUGCCGAUGAGUACCAGAACACCGGUGUCUCGGGCAUCUACAGUCUCGGUGAUGUCUUUGGCAAGUCUGAGCUCACGCCCGUGGCCAUUGCGGCCGGGCGGCACCUCGCGGACCGGCUGUUUGGGGGCGAGCAGUUUGCGGACUCCAAGCUGGACUACGUCAACAUCCCGACCGUGAUCUUUGGACACCCAACCGCCGGCACGAUCGGCCUCACUGAGGAGCAGGCCAAGUCUGAGCAUGGGGCGGACAACAUCAAGAUCUACCAGACGCGCUUCACCAACAUGUACAACUCGCUUACGCCGUACAAGCCGCCCACGGCCAUGAAGCUGAUUGUCGCUGGCCCCGAGGAGAAGGUUGUUGGUCUGCACAUCAUUGGCCGCGGCUGCGACGAGAUCCUGCAGGGCUUUGGCGUUGCCAUCAAGAUGGGUGCGACAAAGAAGGACUUUGACAACUGCGUUGCCAUCCACCCCACCAGCGCCGAGGAGAUUGUCACCAUGCGCUAA